Lolium perenne is the source of this 1409-nucleotide messenger RNA. RefSeq names its product persulfide dioxygenase ETHE1 homolog, mitochondrial. The record is from RefSeq and is a predicted model, not a curated record. NCBI's taxonomy places the organism in Eukaryota, Viridiplantae, Streptophyta, Magnoliopsida, Poales, Poaceae. Gene Ontology annotation, biological process: hydrogen sulfide metabolic process; glutathione metabolic process. Gene Ontology annotation, cellular component: mitochondrion. Gene Ontology annotation, molecular function: sulfur dioxygenase activity.
CACCGGAUCGCGCCGUCUCCCUACCGCGCCGUCUUCCAGUCCUCCCACCCCGCCGUCCGUCCCAUCCCGCCGGCACCUCCGCCGAUCUCGCCACGCCAUCGCGGCCAUCGCCUCGCCGUGAAUUCUCUUUAUUGGCUACAGAACGUCCAAACCCACGCGAUAAGAACCGAGCCAGCCUUGCUUUGCCGCUGUUUCUUGCUUCCACUCCUGCGUCACCGCCACCUCCUUCCUUAUAUAAUACCACUACAAGGUCAGCUCCGAUGGUGCCGCUCCGCUUCUACCGCCACCUGAUCCCGCGCAUCUCCGCUGCAGCCAGGCCGCCCUUCCCGCCCGCGCCCGCCGCCGCCUCCUGCGCUCCCCGGCCGAUCCGGUCGCUCCCCUCCCUCGCAAUGGCGGCGUACGGCACCGGUGCUUCCGCCGACAGGAGGCUGCUCUUCAGGCAGCUGUUCGAGAAGGAGAGCUCCACCUACACCUACCUCCUCGCCGACAUCGCCGACCCCGAGAAGCCCGCCGUGUUGAUUGACCCAGUUGACAGAACAGUGGAUAGGGAUCUCAAUCUCAUCAAGGAAUUAGGCCUGAAACUCAUCUACGCUAUGAAUACUCAUGUGCAUGCUGAUCACAUCACUGGAACAGGAUUAAUAAAAACUAAGCUACCAGGAGCGAAAUCUGUUAUCUCAAAAGCUAGUGGAGCAAAAGCCGACCGUUCUGUUGAGCAUGGGGAAAAAAUAUACUUCGGCAACCUUUUCCUUGAGGUGCGAGCUACUCCUGGCCAUACUGCAGGCUGUGUCACUUAUGUAACAGGUGAUAGUGAUGAUCAACCUUCGCCAAGGAUGGCUUUCACUGGUGAUGCCUUAAUCAUACGUGGAUGCGGAAGGACAGACUUUCAGGGAGGAAGCUCUGAUGAGUUGUAUCAGUCAGUGCAUUCACAGAUUUUCACGUUGCCAAAGGAUACCCUGCUUUAUCCAGCCCAUGACUACAAAGGUUUCACAGUAACAACUGUGGAAGAGGAGGCUGCCUAUAAUGCCCGGUUAACAAAAGAUAAGGAAACGUUCAAGACAAUAAUGGAAAACCUGAACUUGUCUUACCCAAAGAUGAUCGAUGUAGCUGUACCUGCAAAUCUGGUCUGCGGUAUCCAGGAUCCUCCAUCGAAGGUCUGAGCUUGUCCAGACGAAGCUUCGUGAAUGGUGGUGGUGUUCCUGGUUGCUGUGAACUCACGAUCGGCCGGAGAUGUUUGCAGCUGCGGUGUAGAUUAAAAUAAUUUGUUCGCUGCAACAUUGGGAGGAAAUAAUGAGCCAUUGGCUGAUGUGGUGGCCUCUGGUUCUAUCUGUAAUUCUUUCUUGGGAUUGGGCCGUUGGGGACGCUGCCAUUUUAUUAUCAGAUCAACGAAAAGCUUCUUUUGUGCAAUACAA